Molecule: messenger RNA, 3448 nt
Organism: Theobroma cacao (cacao)
Lineage: Eukaryota; Viridiplantae; Streptophyta; Magnoliopsida; Malvales; Malvaceae
Biological process (GO): protein phosphorylation
Molecular function (GO): protein serine/threonine kinase activity; ATP binding; protein binding
Source: RefSeq, a predicted model, not a curated record
UUCUUGCUUGUGAAGUCUUCGCCUUGUUCCCACGCUUUUGCCGCCAUUGCCUUUACUAAACGAUAAUGGCUUCUUCGAUCGAGGACAAGAACAUUGUUGAAGAUUCCGAAGACAAAGCUCUCGACGUGUCGGGGAAAGCCGUAGAAUUCUCUUUCUUCGGCAACCCUGAAGAGAAGGUCGGUUCCUCUGUCGAGGGGCUUUAUUUGUACAAUAAUGAUUUUAAUUUGAUUCCCGAGGCAGUUUCCCAGUUUGGGAAAUUGAAAUUUUUGAAAUUCUUCGGUAACGAGAUUAAUCUGUUACCAUCCGUGGUUGGGAAUUUGGCAAAAUUAGAGUCCUUGAAGAUGAAGAUUUCUUCGCCGGGGUUAAACCGCGUCUCGUUUCGCGAACUCAGCGAGUUGAAGGAGCUCGAGCUCAGUAGAACCCCUCCUCAGCCUUCGAGGUUAACUGCAUUGACUGAGAUCGCUGGAAUCAAGGGCUUGACUAGGCUCACUUUGUGUUACUUCUCUAUCAGGUACCUUCCAUCAGAGAUUGGAUGCUUAACGAAUUUGGAAUUUUUCGAUAUUUCUUUUAAUAAAAUCAAGAACUUGCCUGCUGAAAUUAGUAAUUUGAAUGAGUUAAUCACUUUGAAAGUUGUUCAUAAUAAGCUAAUGGAGCUGCCUUCGAGUUUGUCUAAGUUGAAUAAGUUGGAGAACUUGGAUUUGUCCAAUAAUAGAUUAACUUCUUUGAGGCCGCUAGAAUUAGAGGCAAUGCAUAGGCUUAAGAAUUUGAAUGUUGGGUACAAUAAAAUUAUGAAUUGUUGUCAAAUCCAUAUACCCGGAUGGAUAAGCUGUGAUUUGGAAGGGAAUAAAAGUAAUGGCAAAGGUUUAUCUGUUGGUGUAUGUGAGAGUGUUGAAGAGAAAGAAGUGAGUGUUUCUAGUGACUGCCCUCGAGGCAAUACCUCAUUGGAGAUGUUGAGUCAAUCUGGGAAAAGUAGAUUCGAAUCCCAGAGUUUGAGUUCGGGUAAGCGAUGGAAGCGAAGACAACAAGACAAGUUAAGAAAUUACAAGAAGUUGAAAAGUGAAGGGAAUGGUGAAGAUGUUCUUAGCUCUGAGACUGGUUUGCAAAGUGAGUUGUAUGUGGUAGAUCUGAACGGUGAUGAGAAUGAUAAGGGUGAGAGUGAAAAUUCAUUUAUUGGAGAAAAUGCAGUGGAGGAAACUUUAGCCUCCGGAGAAAAUUGCAUUUGCCUGGAUCAUGAAGCCAUAAAAGAGGGCAAAAAGGAGUAUGAUGAGCAAGAUGAAAUUUCUGUUUCCAGCCAGGGGAAAGGUUCAUAUUCAGAAUCGUUCAACAGUAGUUGCAUGUCAAAGAGGCAUUCCAGUUGUGAUCUUGAUGAUAAUCCCAAGACAUGCAAGUAUCAGAAGCCAAAUGAUGGUAAUUUUUCAUUAUCACGCAAGUAUAACAAUACUUCAUUUUGUAGCGUUAAAGACCGGAUCCCAGAUGGCUUUUAUGAUGCGGGACGUGACCGGCUUUUCAUGUCACUUGAGAGUUAUGAGCGUAUUCUGCAUCUCGAUUCACGUGAAGUCAUUCUUGCUGACAGGGAGAGGGAUGAACAGUUAGAUGCAAUUACUCUUUCUGCUCAAGCUUUGAUAUCCAGUUGGAAGAAAUUAAAUGGCUUAGCCAGUAACGGGGAACCAACUCCAAUGGAUAACCUUCAAAUUGCAUCAUUGCUUGCAUUGUUUGUAUCGAAUCGUUUUGGAGGCAGUGAUAGAAGUUUUUCCAUUGAAAAGACUCGAAAAGCAGUGUCUGGUUCAAACUAUCAGAAGCCAUUUGUUUGCAGCUGUGCUACUGGAAAUAAUGAUUGUGUAAAUGAUUCUACCGAAUGGAAUUUUGGUACUAUACAAGAUAUCAGCAUUGCUGAUCUUUGUGAUAAAUCACUAUGUUCUACCAAGUCAAGACUGAAUUCUGUUGUAGUUCCUAUAGGAACUAUGCAGUUUGGUGUGUGUAGACACAGAGCAUUGCUUAUGAAGUAUUUGUGUGAUCGUAUGGUACCACCAGUGCCUUGUGAGCUGGUCAGGGGAUACCUUGACUUCUAUCCACAUGCUUGGAAUGUAGUACUUGUCAAAAAAGGUGAUUUAUUGGUCCGCAUGGUAGUUGACGCAUGCCAUCCUGAUGACAUAAGAGAAGAGAUGGAUCCAGAAUAUUUUUGCCGAUACAUUCCCUUGACUCGGACCAAAGAUUUUCUCUCAAAUGAAUGCAAUCUUGACCCUGAUUGUUUUCCUUCCUUGUCCACAAGUGAAAAAAUUGAAAAGACACCAAAUGUGUCCCUCAUUAAGUGCUCAUUUGGUUCAGUUGAGGCAGCAGCAAAGGUGCGUACGGUAAAUGUCCUCGGAACUUCAAUGAAUGAGAUUAGAAACUUUGAGUAUAGUUGUUUAGGAGAGAUAAGAAUGUUAGGAGCUUUGAAACACUCCUGCAUUGUAGAAUUGUAUGGGCAUCAAAUAUCUUCGAAGUGGGUUCCCUCAGCGGCUGAAAGGCCCGAGCAUCGCAUAAUACAGUCUGCCAUUUUAAUGGAGUAUGUAAAAGGUGGAUCUUUGAAGUGCCAAAUAGAGAAGUUAUUGAAAGCUGGCAAGAAACAUUUCCCAUUGGAUUUGGCGUUGUGUGUUGCCCACGAUGUUGCUUGUGCAUUGGCAGCACUACAUUCUAAACACAUUAUUCAUCGGGAUAUAAAAAGCCACAAUAUUUUGAUUGAUUUGGAUGAGAAGAGGGCUGAUGGAACACCUAUUGUCAAGCUUUGUGAUUUUGAUAGAGCAGUGCCUCUUCGUUCUUUCUUGCAUAAAUGCUGUAUAGCUCAUACAGGAAUACAUCCUCCUAAUGUUUGUGUUGGAACUCCACGUUGGAUGGCUCCAGAAGUUUUAAGGACAAUGCAGAAACCUAAUUUAUAUGGACUGGAAGUGGAUAUUUGGUCAUAUGGAUGCUUGAUUUAUGAAUUAUUAACUCUGCAAAUUCCAUACUUCGAUUUUUCUGAUGAUCAAAUGCAUGACUUUAUUCAAAUGGGCAAACGACCUCCACUAACUGAUGAACUGGAGGCAUUACUAUUGCUGGAUGAGUUUGCAAUAUCUCAAGAGUUGGACAGACCAAAAUCUGAAAUCGAAUCACUUAGAUUCCUUAUUAAUGUGUUCCAUCGUUGUACUGUAGAAAAUCCUACUGAUCGUCCAAAGGCUGAAGAACUCUAUGAAAUGUUUCAUGCACAUGCAAGUAACUGGAGAAGUUUUGAAGAGGUUUAGGUUGAUUAUUAGGUGCUUACCAGUUACCAUGCUUGUAAACCAUUCUUUUUUAUUAAAAGAAAAAAAAAUUCAAUGAAUCGUUUCUGUUUUACUAGAUGAUGCUUCACUGCAAUACCUUUGUAUGGAAUUUGUUGUACAUGCAGAAUUGUUAAAAAGUGUAAAUGCUCAGAAUUCUGUGUAAGUUGGGCUAA